Messenger RNA from Helobdella robusta, 387 nucleotides. RefSeq lists its product as hypothetical. The annotation marks the transcript as partial. NCBI's taxonomy places the organism in Eukaryota, Metazoa, Annelida, Clitellata, Rhynchobdellida, Glossiphoniidae. The transcript is spliced from 2 exons. The record is from RefSeq and is a predicted model, not a curated record.
AAGCAGUGCGCCAGCUGCGACAAGAUCAUAUCCGACCGCUACUUGCUGCUAGCAGCUGAUAAAUACUGGCACGUGACCUGUCUCAGGUGCACUUCCUGUCACGUGGUUCUGUCGGAAGUGGGCUCAACCUGUUUCAGCAAAUCAGGAAUGACCUUGUGUAGGUCGGAUUAUAUAAGAUUAUUCGGCUCAACCGGAACAUGUAGUCUCUGUCGUCAGACGAUUCCGGCCAACGAUUACGUCAUGAAGACGUCACAGGGUAGCGUGUAUCACGUGACGUGCUUCAUCUGCAUCACGUGCAGACGGGCCCUAAUUCCCGGAGACAAAUAUGGCGUCUAUAACGGAAGUCUUUUCUGCGAGACGGAUUAUUGGGUCGCCAUGACAACCGGC